GUAACACAGAAGAAGGUCACAGAGGAAGUUAGCAGCAGCUAGCAGCUAGCAGCUGAGAACAGCUUUCAUAUUUACGGUUUUAAUUUAAAGUCAGUUUAUCUUAAAGGUACCAGAAUUAAGUGGUUAGAACCGGAACACAUUUAUUAAACAGCUUUAGAAACAUCUGCUGAAGAUCCAGACUUGGAUGAAAGUCGUGAUGCGUUCAGAGUCCUCUGCGGUCUUCAGUCAGUCUCUGCUUAAAGCUGCAGUAAACUGAAGAAGCUCUGUGAUUGGCUGAGAGCAUCGUCUGACUCUGUGUUUGCACCUCAGACAAACUGAAGCUGAGGAAGAUCUGAUCCUGGUGACAGGAUGUCUGUAGCUGCUCUUUGAUCGGAUCCUUCUCCAUUUGCAGCGCCAGGUCCAGCUCCUUGUUAUGUCCAGGCACAGUAAGCUGCAGAAGCAGGUCCUGGCUCUGUAUCGGCAGUUCCUGCGAGCUGGGAAAGAGAAACCGGGCUUCAUUCCCAGAAUCCGAGACGAGUUCAGAGAGAACUCCCGCAUCAAGAAGACGGAUGUGAUGCAUAUCGAGUAUCUGUACAGACGAGGCCAGAGGCAGCUGGAUCAGCUGAGGGACGUCAACACCAAGCAGCUCGGAUCGUUUUCUAAAGGCAAUGGGACCAACUGAAAAACACAGGACCAUCCUGACCAGUGGAACCAGAUGCCUCAAAGACUGAACCAGUACCAACCUGCAUGUCUGAUGGUGUGAGGACAGCAUGUUAUAUGUAAUAAAUAAAACUUUUAACUUUCAAA
Messenger RNA from Girardinichthys multiradiatus, 786 nucleotides. RefSeq names its product succinate dehydrogenase complex assembly factor 1 (gene sdhaf1). The transcript has 2 exons. Lineage: Eukaryota; Metazoa; Chordata; Actinopteri; Cyprinodontiformes; Goodeidae. The record is from RefSeq and is a predicted model, not a curated record. Bases 413 to 661 code for a protein of 82 amino acids. Gene Ontology annotation, biological process: mitochondrial respiratory chain complex II assembly. Gene Ontology annotation, cellular component: mitochondrion.